AUGACAGAGGUACCUGCAGCCCACGACCAUGCAGAGAGUAAACCAGAAGCGCCAAAGCACCAUGAUGUUGUGGUAAACGAGGGAAGUGUUACGAAAUUUGUUGACCCAAUUGAUAAAUAUACCGCAUUGGCUGUUAGGGUGAGUGAAUUCAAACCAUGACAGUUUAAUAAAACUUUUUAAUUUAGGGAACUAUCGUUGGUAUCGGUUUGGCUGGAGUCGUAAUUUAUCUCAGAAAUUCUCGACUUUUCCACAAAUUCCAACAUGUAAAUCAAAUUCCGAAAGAUUUUGUGAGAAAAGAAUUGGAAUUGAAAGGCAGAGUUCGGGAAGUUUUGCCAAGUGGAGAAUUGCGUGUCGAACAUGAACCUAUUAUGAGAAUUCCAUUUAUUCCCAAAAGAAAGAAUGCGAAUCCACAAGGAUUAUUGAAUUUACGUUUGGCUGGUGUUGAUUUGUCGAAAUCUGGACAACAAUUUUUGGCAAAGGAUUUGAGAUUGACAAAUAAACCAGUUACAUUUACUGUUAUCAAAGGAACUGAAGGUGAACCUGAUACAGUUGAUGCAGAUGUUACUGUCAAGAAGGUAAUUUAGAAUGGUUUUUCAUUAAUUGAUUUGAUUUUUAUUCGUUUUGUAGAAUGCUUUGUCACGAACAAAUUUGAAUCUUGAAGUUGUUCGUCGUGGAUAUGCACGUGUUCCAGCUCCAGAUCAACCAAAACAUUUGAAAGCACUUCAAACAAUUCCAGCGUAUUCAAGACUUAUUAGCCGGCUUUUGAUGAGUGAAAAGGUUUGCAUUUUUUUGUUAAAUUAUUGUUCUUCAAUUCAUUCAUUUUAAAGAUUGCUGAUAGACGUGGUGUUGGAGUUUGGGAAAGAGAUACUUGGGUUGAAUCAGUCCAAUCUUAUCCAUCACAAGUAUCUGGAAUUGUUCGAUCAGCUGCUAUCACAAAAGCUGUCGUAAGUAAAAGGCGCUAAAAGCUUAAUCCUGCCGCAGUUUUCCCGAAAUUAUUUUAAAAAAACUAUAUAUUUUUGCAGGUUCUACUCUACAAUGUUACAAAAGAUGUAGUUUUGUAUGGCGUCAAAUUAACUCAACAAACCUAUUAUGUAGUCUUGUCAAUCAUUGCUCAUAUUACAAACGGAUAUCGAAAAUUUUCAGUUGGAGUCGAUAAAUUGACUGAUAAAUAUAAUCGAGUUCGUCAAAAAAUCGGCAAGUAA
Messenger RNA from Caenorhabditis angaria, 1202 nucleotides. The record is from the annotation of a GenBank genome assembly. Lineage: Eukaryota; Metazoa; Nematoda; Chromadorea; Rhabditida; Rhabditidae.